This is a messenger RNA of Pteronotus mesoamericanus, 2884 nucleotides long. RefSeq names its product EEF1A lysine methyltransferase 1 (gene EEF1AKMT1). The coding region runs from base 323 to 967 and encodes 214 amino acids. The record is from RefSeq and is a predicted model, not a curated record. Lineage: Eukaryota; Metazoa; Chordata; Mammalia; Chiroptera; Mormoopidae. Gene Ontology annotation, biological process: methylation. Gene Ontology annotation, molecular function: nucleic acid binding; protein-lysine N-methyltransferase activity. The transcript is spliced from 5 exons.
UGAGCUUGCCUGGCGACCCGCCCCUGUCUGUGGGGUAUAGAGGAGGGUGGGGCUGGAGGCCCUUCGGUGCUUGGGAUCGGAGAUUGGAGGGUCACUAGGAGGGGUCUGGCCGUGACUUCACGCAGCGAUGAUGUAGAGGCUGGAAUGCUGCCUUGUGGUUGCAUGGGGGGCAGAGGGCACAACUGGAUAUUCCUGAUCAUAUCCCACUGUACACAGCUUGUACCUAGUUUCUUAAGAGUUGAAAGCAACAACGUGAGUAGAGCUUUAGAAGGCGAGAAGCACUUUCACUUAUCUGCACUGCAGGCCAUAGACAAUUUGUGAGAUGAGUGACUUGGAAGAUGACGAUGUUCCCCAGCUUUCUUUCCACACCUUAGCAGCUCUCCAGGAAUUUUAUGCUGAGCAGAAGCAGCACAGCGGUCCAAGUGGGGAUGACAAAUACAGCAUUGGGAAGAUAGAAGAGAACUGGCAAUUGAGCCAGUUUUGGUACAGUCAGGAAACUGCUUUGAGGCUUGCUAAGGAAGUGAUUGCAGCUGCUGGGGAAGGUGGAAGGAUAGCCUGUGUGAGCACCCCCAGUGUGUACCAGAAACUGAGAGAGAUGCACAGAGAAGACCUGGAUGUGUACAUCUUUGAAUAUGACAGAAGAUUUGCCAUUUAUGGAGAGGAGUUUGUCUUCUAUGAUUACAAUAAUCCACUGGACUUCCCUGAAAAGAUCGCUGCUCAUAGUUUUGACAUUGUCAUAGUGGACCCCCCCUAUCUUUCUGAGGAAUGUCUCAGAAAAACCUCAGAAACUGUCAAGUACCUAACUCGGGGCAAGAUUCUGUUGUGUACAGGUGCUAUUAUGGAGAAAGAAGCGAUGAGACUUCUUGGAGUGAAGAUGUGCAGGUUUACUCCAGAGCAUACCCGGAGCUUGGCCAAUGAGUUUUGCUGCUACGCAAAUUAUGACUCCGGGCUGGAUCAUAAUGUGUAAAUGCAGGAAAGGACCCUGUGUCAUAUUCCCCUCUUUAUUUUUUCUCAGUAGAUUAUGAAGCUGUGCCCUCUUCCCCUCCCCCACACUGGGCUUUCCCUGGCUUCCCAAAUGAGGACAUAGCGCCUCACUGGGUGUUCCUUACUCAGGGCAUCAUGGAUUUCAGGAUUUUUUCCAACUUGAAUCUGUGGAAUUGUAGUUGGAAGAAAUCUUUGAACCCAUCUAAGCUAUUCUUCUCACUUAACACAGGUGAAAACAGAACUGCAAACAGCUGAGUGGCUUGGCUAAUACCCAAACUGGACAGAACUUUGGCCUCCACCUUGAGCUCUACAUGGGCUCAUUCUGACUCUGUGCAUGGACUGAUUCUUCUUGCAGCUCUCCAUGAUGACUGCAGGACUCAUGAGGAGCCCCUCCUCUACCCCAACCCCUCAAGGAGACAAGACUUUCCUCAAGAACCAGUGUCUGAGAGCCUCCUGGAUUUUUCCUCCUCUCCCUGUUCUUGGAGGGAGGAUAGGGACACAGCCCAGGUGACCUCUACCUGGCUCAACCCAGCAUCCUACCUAGGGCCACAGCUAACGUUCCAGGCUACCUGAGAAAACAAAAGUGCUAUCUGCACACCUAACACUGAAGAAAACAGGAUGUGAGCAGAGGUCCAGUCUCAGUUAUUCAGAAAGCAUUCCCCCUACAUCCACAGCACAGAAUACUCCUCAGCAACACAAAUGAAUGAAUUGUUGAUACCUGCAACUUGGAUGGGUUUGAAAGGCAUUGUCAAGGGUGUUGUGGGGAGUGAAGAAGCCAGCCCCAAAAGUCCCAUUGCAUUGCCAUUCAUGCAGGAAUGCUCUGUAGUGGAGAACAGGUCAGUGGUUGGCAGAGGCUAGGGUGGGGUGGGUGGGUCUCUAUUGUACGGGGCCUAUUCUGAACCUUGAUUGUGCAGUGGUGACACAAGUGUACACAUGUGACAGCAUUACACAGUUAAACAUACAUACAAAUGUGUGCACACAUAGCUGCUAACCUGAGUGAGGUCUCAGGCAGUGCCCAUGUCCAUUGCUGGUCUGGAGGCUGCUGUUACAUAAGAUGUUAUCAUUGGGGGAGAUUGGGUGAAGGACGCACAAGACCUCUCUACUAUUUUUGCAAUUUUCUGUGAAUAUACAAUAAUUUCAAAAUAAAAAUUUAAAAAAUAACUUUGGGAAAAGAUUAUACUUCCCCAUCUCAUGUGACUUGCUUUGGCUAACUACACAUGAAGGAAGUGACAUGUGUCACUUCCAAUUAGAAACUUGUUUUCCCUCUAACACUGUGACUAGUGAUAUUACAGAGAAGCAGUUUGGGCUAUAGGCAGGUUCCCAAGUGGAGCCCAGCUGCAGCUGACCUGCCAUGGACAUGGGGGCAGUAAGAAGCAAACCUUGGAGGGUGAAAAUCAGAGAUGGGGAUUGCUUUCACUGCAGCCAAGCACAGUGUGCCCCGGAGAGCCAGCCACACGGGAGCCAGUGCCCAGAGAAGGUGGGCCUGCCUGAGCUCGCUUCUCAAACGGCAGUUAUCACAUUUUUGGAUAAUUUAAAAUCUACUUAAAAGAUCACUCAGUAUUUUUUUUAUGAGACAUUUCUAUUUUUAUCAGUGUACCUGGGACUUUCAGUGUUCAAUACAUGUUUGUUCUUUUAAAAAAUAACCCCUACCAUAUUAUUUCCUUAAGAAGCAGUUUGCUAAAAGUUACCUAGGGAGGUAACACAUUCUAUAACAAAUAAUGUAUAGAAAUGCAAUGUGUAAUUUAGGAAUUGUGGGUGAGUAGCAGCCUAGAAAUAACAGAAUUUUAGUUCCAUAAAGCUUGCAUUUAAGAUGAAAGAAAUGUUAUUUCUUCAUGGGGUGGAGGCAGGAAGGGGCAAAGCUUAACUCAAAUAAAAAUGUAAUUACAUUUUUGUUUAGCAA